Podarcis raffonei (Aeolian wall lizard) is the source of this 6426-nucleotide messenger RNA. RefSeq names its product ankyrin repeat and IBR domain containing 1 (gene ANKIB1). Gene Ontology annotation, molecular function: zinc ion binding; ubiquitin conjugating enzyme binding; ubiquitin protein ligase activity. Lineage: Eukaryota; Metazoa; Chordata; Lepidosauria; Squamata; Lacertidae. The transcript has 20 exons. Gene Ontology annotation, biological process: protein polyubiquitination; ubiquitin-dependent protein catabolic process; positive regulation of proteasomal ubiquitin-dependent protein catabolic process. The record is from RefSeq and is a predicted model, not a curated record. Gene Ontology annotation, cellular component: ubiquitin ligase complex; cytoplasm. Bases 316 to 3615 code for a protein of 1099 amino acids.
CGGGGGGCGCCUUUCCGUACCUCUGAGGGGAAGAGGGGGUUGAACGGCCGCUUCUGGCCCCGCUGCCCCUCGCGGGCUUGUCGGGGGGGGGACGAGGAGAGGAGCGGGGAAGCGGAGCGGCGGCGCCUUAAGAGGGAAAGGGGCAGCGGAUAACUACUCCCAGCCGUCGCCGGGCGGAUGGAUGGAGGCACCGGCAAGCCGGCGAGGAGUGACCCUGUGAGGAACCGGUGAGUCUCGUAAUUUAAAAGAUGUUGCUGACCUCCACACCAAGUGUUUGAAGGGGGGCAGAAGAAGCACCACCCCACUAAGAACAACAUGGGAAAUACAACUACUAAAUUCCGCAAAGCACUUAUAAAUGGAGAUGAAAAUUUGGCCUGCCAAAUAUAUGAGAGCAACCCUCAACUUAAAGAAUCACUGGACCCUAAUAUUUCUUAUGGAGAACCUUACCAGCAUAACACUCCAUUACAUUAUGCUGCCAGGCAUGGGAUGAACCGAAUAUUGGGAACUUUUCUUUUUGUAAGAGAUGGCAACCCAAAUAAACGAAAUGUGCACAAUGAGACCUCUAUGCACUUGCUUUGCAUGGGGCCUCAGAUUAUGAUAUCGGACGGAGCUCUUCAGCCUCGAUUGACACGGCCCUUUGAAGAUGAUUUCAGAAGAGCAGAUUGUCUGCAGAUGAUCCUGAAAUGGAAAGGAGCAAAACUUGACCAGGGAGAAUAUGAAAGAGCCGCCAUUGACGCCGUUGAUAAUAAAAGAAAUACACCUUUGCACUAUGCUGCUGCCUCAGGAAUGAAGACCUGUGUAGAGCUUCUGGUAAAACAUGGUGGAGACUUGUUUGCUGAAAAUGAAAAUAAAGAUACUCCAUGUGACUGUGCAGAGAAGCAACACCAUAAAGAAUUGGCACUCAAUCUUGAAUCCCAGAUGGUGUUCUCACGAGAUCCUGAAGCUGAAAGCAUUGAAGCAGAAUAUGCUGCUUUGGACAAAAGAGAGCCGUAUGAAGGACUAAGACCUCAGGACUUGCGAAGGCUCAAAGAUAUGCUGAUAGUAGAAUCUGCUGACAUGCUUCAGGCUCCAUUGUUUACUGCAGAAGCUCUGCUGCGAGCCCAUGACUGGGACAGGGAGAAGUUACUUGAAGCUUGGAUGUCUAAUCCUGAGAACUGCUGCCAACGUUCAGGUGUUCAGAUGCCAACGCCACCUCCUAGUGGGUAUAAUGCCUGGGACACACUUCCUUCACCAAGAACUCCUCGGACAACUCGCUCUUCUAUCACCUCCCCAGAUGAAAUCAGCCUCUCGCCAGGGGACAUUGAGACAACUAUGUGUGAAAUUUGCAUGUGUAACAUUUCUGUAUUUGAAGACCCAGUGGAUAUGCCUUGUGGACAUGAGUUCUGUAGAGCAUGCUGGGAAGCAUUUUUGAAUAUGAAGAUUCAAGAGGGUGAAGCCCACAAUAUUUUUUGCCCAGCGUAUGAUUGCUUCCAGCUUGUUCCAGUGGAGAUCAUCGAAAGUGUGGUUUCCAAGGAGAUGGAUAAACGCUACCUACAAUUUGACAUUAAGGCCUUUGUUGAAAAUAAUCCUUCUAUUAAAUGGUGUCCUACACCAGCUUGUGAGAGAGCGGUCAGGCUAACAAGGCAAGGGUCAAAUACAACAGGUUCAGAAGCACUUAGUUUCCCAUUGCUAAGAGCUCCCGCUGUGGACUGUGGGAAAGGGCAUCUCUUCUGCUGGGAGUGUUUAGGUGAAGCACAUGAACCCUGUGACUGUGAAACAUGGAAGAACUGGCUGCAGAAGAUAACAGAAAUGAAACCGGAAGAGCGUAAGAAUGGCCAUUAUGUUGUGGGCGUUAGUGAGGCUUAUGAAGAUGCUGCCAACUGCUUAUGGUUACUCACAAAUUCUAAACCAUGUGCCAAUUGCAAAUCCCCAAUUCAGAAGAACGAAGGCUGCAAUCAUAUGCAGUGUGCAAAAUGUAAAUAUGACUUCUGUUGGAUUUGCCUUGAAGAAUGGAAGAAGCAUAGUUCUUCCACUGGAGGUUAUUACAGAUGUACUCGCUAUGAAGUCAUUCAACAUGUAGAGGAACAGUCCAAGGAAAUGACAGCAGAGGCUGAAAAGAAACACAAACGAUUUCAAGAACUUGAUAGAUUUAUGCACUAUUACACAAGGUUUAAGAACCAUGAGCUCAGUUACCAAUUAGAACAGCGCCUUCUAAAAACAGCCAAAGAAAAGAUGGAACAACUGAGUAGAGCUCUUAGUGGACCUGAAGGAGGUUGUCCAGAUACCACAUUCAUUGAAGAUGCAGUACAAGAACUCCUCAAAACUCGUCGCAUCCUGAAGUGUUCUUACCCAUAUGGAUUCUUUCUAGAGCCAAAAAGCACAAAAAAAGAAAUAUUCGAACUUAUGCAGACAGAUCUUGAGAUGGUCACUGAGGAUCUUGCUCAGAAAGUGAACAGGCCUUACCUUCGUACUCCGCGUCAUAAAAUUAUCCGUGCAGCCUGCCUUGUACAGCAGAAGAGGCAAGAGUUCUUGGCCUCUGUGGCCCGAGGAGUUGCUCCUGCAGAUUCCCCAGAAGCUCCAAGGCGCAGCUUUGCUGGUGGAACAUGGGAUUGGGAAUAUUUAGGAUUUGCAUCCCCCGAGGAAUAUGCUGAAUUUCAGUAUCGGAGGAGGCACAGACAGCGUCGACGUGGAGACAUGCACAGCCUGCUUAGUAAUGCUCCAGAUCCCGAUGACCCCAGUGAAAGCACAUUAGAUACUCAAGAACCAGGUAGUAACAGAAGACAUGGUAAUUCCAUGGUGAGUUCAGCUUCCAUGAGUAUUCUUCACAGCUCUUCUCUUCAUGACUAUACUCCUGUUAGUCACUCUGAAAACCAAGAUUCUCUGCAGGCUUUAAGCUCCUUGGAUGAAGAUGACCCAAACAUUCUGCUUGCUAUUCAGUUAUCAUUGCAAGAAUCUGGUUUAGUUAUUGAUGAAACCAGAGACUUUCUAACCAAUGAAGCUUCCUUAGGAGCAAUAGGUACUUCAUUGCCUACAAGGCUGGACUCUGGUCCCAUAAGUAUAGAUAAUCCACGAGCUGCUCUAAGUAGCUCUGAACUUCUAGAACUUGGUGAUAGUCUGAUGAAACUAAGUGCAGACAGUGAUCCAUUUUCAACUGACCAUCUUAGUUCUCACACCUUCAGUGAUGCAAGAAGUGGCCUGUAUUCAACAUCUAGUGAAGCUGAUUCAAGUAGCCAAGAUCCUAAUAUAAAUGAAAAUCUCCUUGGGAACAUUAUGGCCUGGUUCCAUGACAUGAAUCCUCAAAGUAUUGCACUCAUUCCUUCAGCAAGUACGGAAACAGAUGAUGAUUCACAGCAACCCAGUACUGAAGAGGGGUCAUUGGAGCAACCACAUGUUCCUGAUGCAAGACAGGACCCUCUGGAGGAGCAUGCACUUUUUGAGGAUUCGCUCAAAAAUGAAGGUAGAAGCACCCAGACAGAAGAGAGUGGUGCUGUUGGGAAUGUUAUUACAGGAGAAGCAGUACCACCAAGUGGGGACUCAGCUGGGGAGGCAGCUAGCCAAGUGGAUGCUUCAGGAGAUGUUUCAAGUCAAAUAUCUCAGAGCUCAACUGAGUGGAAUGAACAUGUACAUUUGGUGUGAACACAAACAAGCCUGAACACAGAAAUUGAUUAUGGAGCCAAAAUGGCUAGGCAGUUGCCAGCGGUACACUAUGUGGAGUAAGCAUUCUGGAGACUUUGGCCCGCAUAAGCAGAGCGUGGUUGUUUAUCCGUGGUGUGGAGAUGGAAUAUAUAGGAAUUCCCUUUAAGUUCUUUACGAUGGUUAUGUGAACCUUUCAGGGAAUUUCCAUUGCAUUUGACAGUGUUCUGUUCACUUUGAAGAGAGAGAAAUAGUUUGUACUCCACAUUCCUAAUACAAUGCAGCAUCUAUUUAGCCUUAGGCUGGUGAUCCUUAACUUGAAAGUGUGGAUUAAAGGCUCACUGAGUAUUUGAAUUAUUGAUUCUAUGAAACCAUUCUCUCCUCUUUUCCCCUUAUUUGAAUUGUCUUCUAACAAACCAGUGUUUAGCAGUAUUUUUUAUACCUUGCUUUUUCAUUGCCUUUCCCCAACUAAUCUUUAACCUGCAGUGUGAAUUGAGGUAUACAAUACUUCUCUUCAGUGCUGCUUCACAAACCAAGGAGUGGAUAUUCUUUUCUAAUUAAAAUUGUUUUUUUUAAAUGUCUAUUUACAGUACAGAUGUGCCAAACUGUAAAUAGCAAACAACUUCAACACAAAAAGUAUGCAGUAUUGCUGUUUUAAAGCGCGCCUAUAAUUAUUAGUGAUAGAAGGACCACUUGAAAGAAAUGCUUUUCCAAAUUUAACUGGCAUUUAUUGCCAUGGUGACUGCAUUAACAUAAACUGUACCGUAAGUUAAUUAAGCCUAAUUCUACUGUUAAGAACAGUUAUUUUAAAUAGUUGAUUUAGCAGCAGCUAUGCUGUAUUGAAAAGACACUUUAAUGGAAGUGCAAUCAUAUGCCUUUUGUUUUCAUAAUUAACAAUACAUUUUAUGCACAGUGCAGUUGCUUUUAAUGAUAAUUAUAAAAUAAAGAAGUUUGAAAUUUCUUGACAUUAGAGGCAGUCCCACAAUAAAUCUUUAAUAUUACAUAUUACAUGCAACAUGUUACCGUGCCUUUGCCUAACUCAAAUAGAUAGUUGCCACAGUUGAAUGAGUAGUUAUCUGUUCUGGAGUUACUAUGCUAUGAAGUGCAAAAGCCUCCAUAAAAACCACUCAUGGCCUUGCCUUUCCGGUAAAUAAUGACAUAGCGUAAAAUUCUUCCCUAUACAGGUGUGGUGCUAACACAUAGAAGGAUCCCCAUACAAAUCAGCUGAGCCCCAUUUCCCCCUCCCAGCAUGCAUGCCAUGGCAGUUCAGGCUGCUCCAGAUCUGUGGGUGCUUCAUCUAUCUCCAGCCAAGCCCUCCUGCUCAAUACAGUUCAAGUUGUGCGAUCUGACUUCUGCAUCUUGAGCCGAGAGAGCCUGAGCGUGGAAUAGGGGAAGGGUGCCACCAGGGCGUGCAUUCUGAAAGGGAGGGGAGAAACGGGGUUCAUUAGAAAAACCCCUCUGUGCAGAUCCCUCUAUGCAGACACUGUGCCCACAUUGGGAAGUAUCAUACCCUAAAUGCUCAAAAGUUUUUAUAUAAAUAAUGAAAACACUACUGUGUAUUCUUUCAAUUGCACAAUAUUCGUUUGGUGUGUGGUUGCUGUUUAAUGUAAAAGGAAGAAAAAAAAUUACCUUCCCUAGUGGUGUCCUACUGUGAAGAAAAUUCUUGUUGAGAUUGGCUUAAAAGCAUCAAGACCUCAUUGUAAGUUACAGUGAUGCAGUUUGUAAUUUUAACUAGAAGAAAUUGUUUAAAUUACUGUUUUGCUUGCAUAUAAUCGAAUCCUAGGAUAACACAAGGAAAAUAGGUGAAAUGUUCCAUUUUUAUGUUUGACGAUAUGAGAGAUCUGCUGAUGUCUGAUAUAAAGGUUUCUCGCUACUGACUGUGUAUAGUAAAGUAUUAUGAUGGGAAAUAAGGUUGUAUGUAUAUUGAUUACUGUGAGUUACAAGAAAAAGUAUUUUAACUCUUUCAUUUAAAGAUUACUGUUGGAAUCUUGCAGUCCCUGUGGCUCAUAAUACUAAAUAACUACAUAUUAAUUAUUUACUCCAAAAUUAAAAAAAUAAAUCUGUUUCUUCUAGAAGUUUAUUUAGAAGGAAUAGUUCGCUGCUCUGUUCACUGUAUUCUGUAGAUCCAUUACAUUUUCUAGCUUGGCUUCUAACUGCCCUAUCCUGAAGGUAUUGAUGUUGAAACCCUGUUUUCAGCCUUGAGAAACUAUUUAAACAGCUGUCUGGUAUAAAAUCUUCUUAACCAAAAAUAGGACUUGAAGAUUCUAUCCUCAUUAAUUGGUUUUAAACUGAAAUUAAUUUGAGACGCACAUACAGCAUCCUUGAGUUAUAAUUUCCAAAUAGGACGAUCCUCACACAGAUUUUGUGUAUUGUAUUAAGAUGUCUUGCAAAGCUAAGAGAAGAUAUGUACAAGUGCUCUCUGUGACGAAUAGUGAAGUUUGUGGGUUCUGGUUUUACUGUAAUUUGGUUUAGAUUGUGCAGUAUACACCAUUGUUCCUGUGUUGACUUUAUUCUGAGCAUGAAAUUUAGCAUAUUAAAUUUGUAUUUUCUUGGUACUUAUUUAAAUUUAAGACCACCCCAGUAAUUGAAUUUGCAAUUCAGAAAGAAAGUUUGGCAAGCCUAUUUUGUAAACCAAUUAAUUUUGUAAUGUAAAAAUAAUAAUCUUGAAAAUGCUAUUUGCACUUUCAUAGUCUAUACUUGAUACAUUCCCACUUUAUAUACAGUAGGAUAUUACAACCAUGUAGAUGUUUGGCCAAAUGAAUGCUGUUAAUAAUAUGUAAAAUUCUUUGAUUAAACAUUUAUUACUUAAUCUAA